AUGCCACAAGGCCAACCACAGAUCUGUGGCGCCACUUUGUAUUCCAUCGAAACCGUCAUUCUCUCUUCCAUACUCUGUCUUUCCACAUAUCUCGUCAUCAUGGACUUCAUUUCCAACAUCAUAUCCAACAGCGUCGCUGGCUUUGUCGACGCCGGCACUCGCGCAGCUGGUGGAUUCGCAGGUGAUGCAUUGAUCAAAGCAGGGGAUAUCAUUGAGAACACUGGACGCGGCGUUGGAACGAGUGUAGAAGCCGCUGCGACAAGCUACGGCACUAAGAUCGCAGGCCAGGGUGCUGUCAACAGCGUCAAGGGCAGCACACCUAAGAAGGCGAUAACCGCUGGAAAGCCCGCCGGUGCGCAACGAUCUUACUCAAGUCCUGCGUCUACAUCCACGAAAAAGACAGCAACGCCGAUUGGAGCAAAUAAGUACCCUGGCGGGAAGAUUGGUGGAACUCCCAUCGGCGCAAACAAGAAGCACCCAGGCGGCAAGACUGGGCCGACUCCUAUCGGCGCAAACAAGCACCCAGGCGGCAAGAUUGGGCCGACUCCUAUCGGCGCAAACAAGUACCCAGGCGGAACAAACAAGUCUCUACCUACAGUUAAGCCAGCUGCGACGAAGAAGCCUGCGUUGGCGGGUGCACCCAAGCCAUAUCCAAGCUCGAGCUCCAAGCCCGAUGCCUCAAAGCCGAAGCCUUAUCCAGGCACAACUACCUAUCCAUCCAAGAAGCCUUCUGGCGGAGCUUCCGCAUCGAAGGAGGCGGACAAACCAUACCCGGGAACGAGCACAAUACCAGGGUCGGGAAAGAAGACAGCAGUAAAGGCGGGAAAGCCUAAGCCGUUGGCGUCGUCUUAUACGCCGCCGAGCAAGGCCGGGGACAAGUUCAGUAGGCACUUGCCUGAGAUAAAAGUCUGA
Mytilinidion resinicola is the source of this 912-nucleotide messenger RNA. RefSeq lists its product as uncharacterized. The record is from RefSeq and is a predicted model, not a curated record. Bases 1 to 912 code for a protein of 303 amino acids. Lineage: Eukaryota; Fungi; Ascomycota; Dothideomycetes; Mytilinidiales; Mytilinidiaceae. The transcript has 2 exons.